Saccostrea echinata is the source of this 2124-nucleotide messenger RNA. RefSeq lists its product as uncharacterized. Gene Ontology annotation, molecular function: nucleic acid binding. Gene Ontology annotation, biological process: DNA integration. NCBI's taxonomy places the organism in Eukaryota, Metazoa, Mollusca, Bivalvia, Ostreida, Ostreidae. The record is from RefSeq and is a predicted model, not a curated record. Bases 1 to 2124 code for a protein of 707 amino acids. The transcript has 2 exons.
AUGACUGUCCAGGAAAUUCUGGAGAAACAUAAGAAAGUGUUUGAAACAGGAAUCGGGAAACUGACAGACAUCAAAGGAAAACUUACCAUGCAGGAUGGUGUUCGACCAAAAUUUUACAAGGCCAGAGAAGUUGCAUAUUCACUCAGACUUCGGGUAGAAGAGGAACUCGAUCGAUUACAGCAUGAAGGUGUCAUUUCACCUAUUGGAUUUAGUGACUGGGGCAACCCCAAUAGUACCCUUACCCAAGGCAAACGGCAAAACUCGACGGAUGAAGAACACUUACAGAAUCUCAGUCUUGUGCUCGAGAGACUCGAACAAAAUGGGUUAAGGGCAAAUUUGGAAAAGUGUGAAUUCUUUAAGGACAAAAUUAGUUACUGCGGGCAUGUAAUAGACAAAGAUGGUUUACAUAAAUCCAGUGACAAAAUAAAUGCUGUCAAGAAUGCACCAAAACCUGAAAAUGUGUCUCAACUGCGCUCAUUCUUAGGCCUUUUGAAUUAUUACCAUAGGUUUUCGCCAAACCUUGAUACAGUGGUUGGACCGCUAAAUGAGCUGUUACAGAACAACAGAAAGUGGAAUUGGACAUCCAAAUGUGAAGGAUCAUUUGUGAAAGUGAAAGAACUUAUAACAUCAGAACAAGUUUUGUGCCACUGCAAUCCUUAUUUACCAGUUUGUUUAGCUACGGAUGCAUCAUCAUACGGGAUUGGUGCCAUACUUUCACAUGACUUUGAGGAUGGAGCUAAACGUCCCAUGGAAUUUGCUUCUCGCUCUUUGACAAAGGCAGAAAAGGGAUAUUCCCAGAUAGAUAAAGAGGCAUUAGGUAUAUACUGGGGAGUAAAAAAAUUCCAUAACUACCUCUACGGACGCCGGUUUACACUGAUUACGGAUCACAAGCCGCCCGUUAGUAUUUUUCACCCAAAGAAGUCACUACCCACCAUGACUACUGCUAGACUCCAGCGAUAUGCUAUAUUCCUAUCUAGUUACAGCAUAGAGUACCGGAAGACUGCUAACCACGGAAAUGCUGACGGACUCUCCAGACUACCACUGACUUCAUCGACUACAGAUACCACAGAUGAUGAUAUUGACACAAUCUACUACUCUUCACAGUUCGAAAGCUUACCGGGAUCAUGUGACCAUGUGAGAAAAGAGACUCAACGUGAUCCUAUUUUAUCUCAGGUGCUUGGCAUUGUGUUGCAUGGUACAGGGGACUUUCCUGCAGGGAAUGAAUUCAAACCUUACAGAAAUAGACGUAAUGAACUCACAGUGCACCAAAAUUGUCUACUUUGGGGAAACAGAGUUAUCAUUCCUACAGCACUACAAAGAGAAGUUUUGUCUGAACUUCAUAGAAGUCACACAGGAAUUGUGAGGACAAGGAGUCUUGCAAGAUCUCAUGUUUGGUGGCCAAACAUAGAUACUGAUAUAGAGGCUAUGUGUCAAAGUUGUUCAGAUUGUCAACAUUAUUUACCAAAACCGGAGCCUGCUCUUGUGCACCUUUGGGAAUGGACCAAUUUACCAUGGGAGAGAAUUCAUGUAGACUUUGCUGGACCAUUUAAAGGACGCAUGUACGUCAUUGCUGUUGACUCUCAUUCCAAGUGGCUGGAAGUUGUGCCUAUGUCUUCAACAACAUCUACAGCAAAAGUCAACAUCUUACGAGAUAUCUUUUCACGUCUUGGACUACCUAGUACAUUUGUUUCCGACAACGGACCACAAUUCAUUGCAGAUGAAUUCAAGGCUUCUCUGCGACAGAAUGGAGUUAAACAUGUGACAUCAUCACCCUAUCACCUACGUACAAAUGGACUCGCUGAACGCAUUGUUAGGAGUUUCAAAACUGCCAUGAAGAAGUACAACAAAGUAACUAACAAAGAAAUAAACUCUUUCCUCAUGACUUAUCGCAUUACUCCACAUGCUACUACAGGGAAGACACCUGCGAAAUUACUUAUUGGACGUAACCUAAGAACACGCUUGGAUCUACUAAAACCUGACACCAGUGACAGAGUACGUCAGAAACAGGACAACAUGAAACUUUCAAGACAUACAGGAUCCAACGUGCGCAUUUUUACCAACGGACAAUCUGUCAUGGUAAGGGAUACUGAGGACAAACACCGUGGAUUUAUGCUACUGUUAUAG